Molecule: messenger RNA, 3924 nt
Organism: Synchiropus splendidus (mandarinfish)
Lineage: Eukaryota; Metazoa; Chordata; Actinopteri; Syngnathiformes; Callionymidae
Gene: homer2
Product: homer scaffold protein 2
Exons: 10
Coding region: 463-1560 (365 amino acids)
Biological process (GO): G protein-coupled glutamate receptor signaling pathway; regulation of store-operated calcium entry
Cellular component (GO): cytoplasm; postsynaptic density; plasma membrane
Molecular function (GO): G protein-coupled glutamate receptor binding
Source: RefSeq, a predicted model, not a curated record
UGGGCGGCAGUGCGGGCAGUUGUGCGUGAACAGGUGUAACCACGCCGUGUCGCUGCUGCUCCCCGCCUCGCUCGCCACAUAAUCCCAGUGGAAGGGGAAGAAAGUCCUCAAACCGAACCGCGAAUAUUACCCUAAUCUCAUCUCCGCGGAUUGUGAGGAGGCGAGUCCGUUAGCGGCGGAGUCAAGUAGAACGCCGCGCCGCAGGGGCGACAAGUCCAACCGACAGGCGAGAGGGGGAACUUGAAACGAUUGGACGAGGUUCUGCGAGCUUGACAACCUGGUGAUUCGAGUUUUCCGAACAAGUGCUCUCACAUUUCACUCGUGUCUGUGCAAGCGAGUGGACUUGUUCGCGGCUGGCAAACGGGUUUUGGACUCACCCGGAUCUUUGUUUUAUCGCUGGAUUUAACAACAUUUCAGUCGGAUCCUGAAUUGACAAGACAACUGUUUGUCAAGUCCGCGGCAAUGGGGGAGCAGCCAAUCUACACCACCAGGGCACAUGUUUUCCAAAUCGACCCCAACACCAAGAAGAACUGGGUUCCUGCUAGCAAGCAAGCUGUCACGGUCUCCUAUUUUUAUGACAGCACACGCAACAGCUACCGCAUUAUCAGCGUGGAUGGAUCCAAGGUGAUCAUCAACAGCACAAUCACACCGAACAUGAUGUUCACCAAGACGUCACAGAAGUUCGGCCAGUGGGCAGACAGCAGAGCCAACACAGUGUUUGGACUCGGCUUCGCCUCGGAGCAACAGCUUGCCAAGUUUGCAGAGAAGUUCCAGGAAGUGAAAGAUGCUGCGAAACUGGCGAGAGACAAAUCUCAGGAGAAAGGAGAGACGAUGAGCAAUCACUCGCAGAUACAACUGGAGGAAACGGAGCCACAGCUGAAGGAGACUGGACGGGAGACUCCAUCGUCCAACCAGCCGUCCAGCAUCAAUGGGACGGAUGACGAGAAGAUCUCUCAUGUUGGGCCCGAGGCUGCUGUCCUGAAGAGUGAGAACGAGCUGCUCAAGAGCGCAGUUGAGCAGAGCAACACCAACGCUAAGAAGUGGGAAACCGAGCUGCAGACUCUCAGAGAAAACAAUGCCAGGCUGGUGGACGCGCUGCAGGAGUCGUCUGCAAAUGUGGAGAGUUGGAAGAAACAACUGACCACCUGCAAGGAUGAGAGUGACUCGCUCAGGACCCAGAUUGCAGAACUGGAGGCCCAGUGCAAUGAGGCGAGUCAAGAGAAGCAGCGAAACGCCCAACUGACUGUUCGAGUGCAGGAGCUGGAGGCCGAGCUGCAGGACAAGGAGCUGGAACUGGAGAACCUGAGGAAGCAGGCGGAGACCAUCCCUCAGCUCAUGGCCGAGUGUGAGAGCAUCACUGCCAAACUGCAGGCUGCAGAGAUGAAGAACAAGGAGCUGGAGGGUCGAGUGGACGGCCUCCAGCUGGACGUGGAGGACAGUCGGCAGAAGCAGGGUCAGAUGAAGGGCGAGUUGAAGAAGUUCAUGGAUAUGCUGGACGGGAAGAUCGACGAGCUGCAUGAGUUCAGACAGGGACUCUCCAGACUCGGGGUGGAGAACUGAGAGGAGUGAUACGGAGCUGUGAGGGUCAGAGGUCGGGGGUCCCCCCCCCCCCACAGUCACUCCAAACACAAUCGGCUACUGCUGCGAACAUGCUGGCAGAGCGAGGGUAGGAGGGAGGGGAGAGUCGACCUCUCGCUCUCCCAGCGCAUCACACACUCGCGACCUGGUGUUGUGUUUCUGUGGGGAAGAGCUGCUCGGUGGUGGGUUCUUCUCUUCUGUCCCUCUUUAUUCCGGAGGCUGCACUUUUGAGCGUGAGGCAGUGGAGAGGACUAAAAGGGCUAAAACCACUUCAGUAACUAGCGGCGUCGACCGCGUGGCCCCUCAGAGAUGAGACUUGUACUGACCGUCCUCGCUGCUGCCGCCUCCAGUCGAUCUCAGGUGUGUGUGUGUGUGUGUGUGUGUGUGUGUGUGUGUGUGUGUGUGUGUGUGUGUGUGUGUGUGUGUGUGUGUGUGUGUGUGUGUGUGUGUGUGUGUGUGUGUGUGUGUGUGUGUGUGUGUGUGUGUGUGUGUGUGUGUGUGUGUGUGUGUGUGUGUGUGUGUGUUUCCACAGUUCGUAAAACAAUAUGCACAGUCGGGACGCAAGGCCGCCACACAAAGUGCCUCCAGCUGAUUCUACCUGGUGAGGAGACGCGGCCUGGUGAUGCCAUCGCCAUAGUAACAGGAUGUGAGGGAAGCAUUAACAGAAUGAGUGGGAGCCGGCUUCGUAAUGACGCUGCUCUUGUCACUAUUUGCAUAAAGACAGAUCCCUCUCCGCCAUCCGAAAACCUUUACUGGAGAAAAGUUCUCCCGCAGGCGUGAUGUGGUGUGUUCCGUCGUGUCGUCGUCCGUCACCAAAGCUGUUGAUGUGCUUCCUCUUGUCCUGGUGGAGGUUUGGUUCGUGGGUGAGGGGACUCGGUGGCAGCAUGAGGGUUUUCAACAACACCACCACAAAAUCCGAUUCCUUUUCUUUUGGUGCCUCUGAGCGAGUGUUUUCUGGUACGACCGUCUUGAACAUGAUGCCUCUCCAAAUUGACCAUAAUAUAAUAAAGAUACCAAAUGGUUUGCUUUCAUUAUGAAGGAUGCUUUUGCGGGUUUUGUCAAUAAUGAAGACUUCAGUGUUUUGUUUUUCUUUCUUGGCUUUGAAAUUCUUUGAUGUUUGAUCUGCGUGGAGAUUUUUGCUGACUAUCUCCAACCUGCUUUUCCAAACAAUGUCUCCUGUAAAUGUUUGUUCAAUAUUGUAACAUAAUUCUGAGAAUUGUUAAAAAAGAAAAAUCUAGUUUAAUUAUUUUGCUCCGUGUCUGUCAUUCCUUUGUGAGUGGAAGAGGCGGGCUGCGAUGAGAGUGAGGAGGUGGAAGUCUGGACGCUGGUUUCCACAGGACGGAAGGUGCAGCUGGAUCUCCGUGGUCCUUCUCCUAGACAACGCCAGUGAGCUGAAGGACGUGAAAUCCCUUCUAUGGAAAUGACUGCAGUGCUGGAACAGACACCACGUUGCCAUGGCAACCCAGUGUCACUCAAUAUUGAGACUUACCAUCUCAAGAGAGAUGUGAGGUGAAAUUAGGCGUUUGACUGGCCAACUGUCCGUCAGCAUCACACACACGUGAUGAUCUCUCCCAGCAAGUGACAAGCUCUAAGCUCAAGCCUUCUAUACGACACGUAUGGAGGUUCACUUCGGACUUGCGUGGGUUUCGCUCCCGUUUCCUCCCACAGUCCAAAACAUGAAAUUGUCUAAGUGCACUGGUAGGUUUCACUGGUGGUCAGUCCAUAGGUCCAGCGUGUCCCGAACAUCUGGCCCUAGCUGGGACUGACCCCAGCGCCCCCACAACACUCAAAAGGGAUUUCUGCUUGAGCAAAACAUUCAAAGGAAGAGCACAGAAAGAGGACGAACAAAGAGCUUAUUGUAUCAGGGCAGUGCUGACACAUGCCCCACCGCCGAGAGCAUCAACAAAGGCCACAUACACAUCAGAGCCAAAUGACCAGCCAGUGCAACACUUGGCACCUGAACACACCAUCAGGAGAGCAGAUGGAGUUAGUCAGCACACGCCGGUUUGGGGCCACCAACCUAACAGUCCACGGGGAUGGAACAUCUCAACCGGCAAGGUCAUGCACUUGGUCCUACACUGUUCAAGUGGAGCAGGAUUCUGGUCCAGAGAAACAGACUGAAUCAGACAGUGGAGUCUAUGUAGUGGACUUCUCAAAUAAGAACUGAUCAAAGGUGAGGAUUUCUCUUCAAAUAAUGUUGCUCUGAGCGCAUUUUAAAAUUAAGUAGAAACAAAUUGAUAUCAGUUUCACUUAUAACGUGAGCAACAGCGCCACCUACAUGUCAGUUGUCGAACUGAGGUUUUGUCAUUACUGAAUUCUGAUGUAUGACUUUUUCGUGGCGACAUC